GGCAUUCCCCCUUCAGAUUUGUCCAAUCCCUCGGUUUCUCCGUUAGUUCAAUCAGACGACGCGAUGCUGUCCGAGCUCGAGUGCGGGAUAUGUUACCGGCUUUUCGACACUGGCCGUCGCUGUCCCCGACAGCUGGACUGUAAACACAGCUUUUGUGAAAGCUGCUUAUUGACGCUCACUGCGUGCCGAAGCGAAGACCCUCAAUCCGGACCUCAGAUAAUCUGCGCCUUCUGCCGACACACCACUCCUCUGAACGAGGAGAAACUGAGAGACAACCUCCCAGUGCACGAGGACAUUUUGAAUCGACUGAAGGCGGAAGGUGUCCUCGAGGACAGCGCGAGCGACGGGGAGGAUGACGAAGAGUCCAGGACUGACACAACCGGCCAGUCUAAAGAAGAUCAUUUACCCAGGACGCAAAGAGGACGACUGUGGAGGUCAAUCAUUCGUCUGUACAAGAAAAUGAAAGGACCGAGUCGGCGAGGCUGUAUUACUGACUCUGAUAUGAGGGAUCUGGCCCUGAUGCAUUGCUACAUGAUAUAAAGAACCUGGACUGAUGAACGUGACCUGUCGGAUGCAGACCAGUGAAGUGUUGGUGCAUGGAUCAUUCCUUUCAGAGCCACCUGAAAAUCCUGGACUCUUUCCCCAGCAAGGUUCAAUGAGAGAAGGGAAACAGCCAAAAGCAGAUGUAAAUAAAGCAAAGUGUUGGUAGCAGGGAGCAUCACAUUUUUGACUUGACUUGAACUGCCUCGUGUUGAAUGUUUUAUGUAUUAAAUGUGUUCAUACUGUGAAAAGCAGGUAUCUGUUAUAGCUAUAUGUAUAUAGGACUGCAGGUGUGUUUUUGUCUUGCCGUCUGACUCAAAUGUCAAGUAACUUAUAACAAAACAUUAAUUCUAAUUAGUGUUAACUUGUGAAUUGGCUGUAUGCUCCUAAUGUAUAUAGUCAUCUGUAUAUAUUAUGGUAUUAUAAUAAGUUUUCUAUUUUUAUUUUUUUUUUAAAGAUGUUUUCUUGUAUUUUUAAUAAAAAAAAAUUCUCAACCA
Molecule: messenger RNA, 1037 nt
Organism: Ictalurus furcatus (blue catfish)
Lineage: Eukaryota; Metazoa; Chordata; Actinopteri; Siluriformes; Ictaluridae
Product: E3 ubiquitin-protein ligase-like
Exons: 2
Coding region: 64-540 (158 amino acids)
Source: RefSeq, a predicted model, not a curated record